Molecule: messenger RNA, 363 nt
Organism: Talaromyces rugulosus
Lineage: Eukaryota; Fungi; Ascomycota; Eurotiomycetes; Eurotiales; Trichocomaceae
Exons: 1
Coding region: 1-363 (120 amino acids)
Biological process (GO): attachment of spindle microtubules to kinetochore
Cellular component (GO): DASH complex
Source: RefSeq, a predicted model, not a curated record
AUGCCACCACAAAUUCCAGGAGCCCACCGACGCAACGAGUCACAAAUGCUGUCUCGCGGAUCCAUCCUCCCCGCGGGCUCAACAACAACAACAACCAGCAGCGCCGCCGCAGCCAUGUCAGCCACUAAAUCGCGGCAGUACGCACACCUGCACUCUCAACUGGCACAGCUGAAUGCACACUUGGCCGAUACCGAGAACCUGGUGCGUAUGACGGCGGUGCAGGCGGGCGAUAUGCGGUUUUUGGGCGGAUAUAUUGGUGGGCUGUUUAUGGGCGCGGCCAAAGUGUUGGGCGAAGAGGGGGUGAAGGGGGCUGCUGCUGGGAAGCAUGGGGAUAAUGAGGCCGUUGUCAAAGAGGAAUCGUGA